AUGAAUUUUAUAACAAACAAAGUUGAAGAUAAAUUAGGUGUUGAUUUAAAUGGUGAUGGUAGAAUCGGUGGUCCCGGUGUGUCAGCCAAACUAGAACAGGCUACUCACGUUGAUAUGAAUCGUGAUGGAAUUAUUGGUGGCCAUCGACCAACACCAGGCGGAGGUCUUGUUGGUAAAAUUGAAACAGCCACUCAUAUUGAUCUAAAUCGUGAUGGACGUAUUGGUGGAGGACAGGGUUACCGGCAUUAA
This is a messenger RNA of Didymodactylos carnosus, 249 nucleotides long. Lineage: Eukaryota; Metazoa; Rotifera; Eurotatoria; Philodinida; Philodinidae. The record is from the annotation of a GenBank genome assembly.